GAUUCUUCUGUUCAUGUAUUUCAGUUCGUUUAUAACUUUAUCAUGGUUCUUUGAUCUUUCUUCUCCUCAUUUUUGUUAGUCUAUCCUGUUACCUGUUCUCCAUUUCCUUCUUCCUUUGCUGCAGAGCAGUUAGGGUUUAUAACUUCGUGUUUCCGGUUUGCUUAUCAAUUUCUGCUGGUAAGCAUUCAAAAUGAGGCGCCCAGGGCAUUAUGCUGAUUCUGGUGUCAAUGCAUAUGUUUCUGCUCAGAUGCAUAACAUGUCUGCACAGAGAAUGCAACACAACUCUGCAAUGAGCCAGUUUCCUGGACGUCCGGAUGCUUUACCUUCUGAAGAAGAGCAUCACUAUAUGUCUUCGAAAACAGAGGGACAAUGGCAGUGGGAUAGAGAUGGUCCAAAAAAAUCAAAUUCAAUGGCAUCUCAUGUAUACAGUGAAGGUCAAGGAGGUGAUCCGUCUAGAUCUUAUUGCCAGGGUGAGAGACCAGAUCCUAAACUGGGUUUAGAGAAACAUGCCAACAAAGAGCCUAGAAGCCAAAACCAUGAGGAAGAUAUGGAAAUUGGGUAUGAGGACACCAUUUUGCCACAGACAUUUGAAGGUCUUGAGCAGAAAUUUCUAGAUGAAAUCAUGAAACUAAGUAAGGAACAGAAUGGUGCUGAAGAUGCAGAAAAUGCUAGGCAUAGGGAGAAAAUGAAUGCGAUCAAUACUGAAUACCAGGAGAAGUUGAUUGCACUUCGAGCUCGUCAUAGCACUCUCAGAGAAGAAUUUCUCCGCAGAGAAUCGCAGGCACGGCAACAUCAGUAUCAACAAGCAGAAAUGAGCCCAUAUACCAACAGGAUGGGCCAGAGUGAACCAAAAAGCUAUGGUGCUGCUGCAGCAACAGCUGCCGCUGGUGAAGCACAUCGAACUUAUGCCUCUGAUCAGGCUGCUGGUGAAGCACAUCGGGCAUAUGCAUCUGGUCAGUUUGACUCGUACAGAGAGCGGGCUCAGUUUCUUGCAGCUGGCAGAAGUCAUGGAAUUGAGUCAAGAGGUCUAUAUCCUGGAGGACAUGUUUAUAACACUGGUGGUCGCUACUACUGAGUGCUUGGAAGUGAAAUACUGAUUCACUCCCCUACCUUCUCACAGUCCUCAUUAGUUAUGUUUCUCUAUCAGUUCUCGAUAUUACUUGGCUAUGGAAUGUGGUUCCUCCUCUCCUUCCCCCAGUGUUGUCGAUGAUAUAUGGCUCUACUAAGCUGCAACAAGUUACAAUCAUAACUGGUUCUGAUUUUAGCCUCCCUUGUCUGAGUAAUGCUUUUGAUUUUUACCUGUUGAAGUAGCCAUUGGCAUUGAGCGAUUUUUCCUGUAAGAGUAGGAUGACAGUUUUUGGUACUCAGGAUAGUGUUUUGAUCCUGGAGAAUGUACAGUCCAUGUUGGCUCUUCAUUGAAAGCUGAGGUAGUUGAACUAAAUUAUGAGUUUAUGGUGGUUCUCGAUAA
Molecule: messenger RNA, 1468 nt
Organism: Macadamia integrifolia
Lineage: Eukaryota; Viridiplantae; Streptophyta; Magnoliopsida; Proteales; Proteaceae
Exons: 4
Coding region: 191-1075 (294 amino acids)
Source: RefSeq, a predicted model, not a curated record